Theobroma umbraticum is the source of this 2313-nucleotide messenger RNA. RefSeq names its product phosphatidylinositol 3,4,5-trisphosphate 3-phosphatase and protein-tyrosine-phosphatase PTEN2A-like. Gene Ontology annotation, biological process: dephosphorylation. Gene Ontology annotation, cellular component: cytosol. Gene Ontology annotation, molecular function: phosphatidylinositol-3,4,5-trisphosphate 3-phosphatase activity. Lineage: Eukaryota; Viridiplantae; Streptophyta; Magnoliopsida; Malvales; Malvaceae. The record is from RefSeq and is a predicted model, not a curated record.
AUUAGCGGAUAAUUAAUUUCUGAUUUGCCGUAGCCGGUAGAUGCUGUUUUUUUUUUUUUUGAACUUUUCAAUUGCUGACAUGAGCUCUUCGACGGAGGCAAAUCAAAUCAAAUCAAAUAAAUAGCUGAAACUGUUGUUCUUCUCUUCAACCUAAAACUCCAGCUCAGGAUCCGAAUUCCGUAGUAUGAACCCAGAGUCUGCGGAUUCCUCAUCUCAACCCCUCGCUAAAGCUUCUGAUGGUGAAACUCCUGCUGAAGCCACUGAUGUUAAACCGCCAGCUAACACUAGUGACAACAAACAUCAAGCAAAAGCUAAUGAGGUUGAACCUCCUGCCAGAGCUGUUGAUGUUGAGCCUCCAAAGGCUGGUGAUAAUCCACCCACUGUCACUGCAAAAACUAAUUCCUCGCAUGAUUCCCCACCAUCUGUGUUAUCCUCCACUGCCAUAUCUUCUUGGGCGAGGAAUUUGAAAUUUCCACAGCCUGUAGCACCGCCGCAAGACUCUCAAGCUGGAAAUACUGGGACUUCGGCUUUUGCACGCUUCACCAGUGGGCUUGGACUGCGGUUGCAAUCAAUGAGUCUACCACCGGAUGAUAGUGCAGCGCAUACCUCUACAGCGACACAAGCUGUUCUUGAAUCAUUCAAAAAGGGUAUAGUUGAUUCAUCUCGGAGUGCAGUGAAGGCAGUGCAGGUCAAGGCACGCCAUAUUGUCUCCCAAAACAAACGAAGAUACCAGGAGGGAGAGUUUGAUUUGGAUAUGACUUAUAUCACUGAGAAUAUAAUUGCUAUGGGGUUUCCUGCUGGUGAUCUAAGCUCAGGGCUUUUUGGAUUCUUUGAGGGCUUCUAUCGAAAUCACAUGGAAGAAGUAAUCAAGUUUUUUGAAACUCAUCACAAGGGGAGAUAUAAAGUGUACAAUUUGUGUUCAGAGAGGUUGUAUGAUGCAUCACUAUUUCAGGGGAAGGUUGCAAGUUUCCCAUUUGAUGACCACAAUUGCCCCCAACUUCAACUCAUAAAAUCCUUUUGUCAAAGUGCAUACUCAUGGCUGAAGGAGGACAUAGAAAAUGUGGUGGUUGUUCAUUGUAAAGCUGGUAUGGGAAGGACGGGAUUAAUGAUUUGCAGUCUUCUUUUAUUCCUUAAGUUCCUUCCGACAGCUGAAGAGGCCAUCGAUUACUUCAACCAGAAAAGAUGCAUAGAUGGGAAAGCUCUGGUUCUCCCAAGUCAGAUUAGAUAUGUCAAAUACUUUGGGCGUAUCCUAAGCCAUUUCAAUGGAGAAAAUCAGCCUGGACGUAGGUGCAUGCUUAGGGGGUUCCGGCUUCAUAAGUGUCCCUACUGGAUUAGGCCAUCUAUUACUAUCUCUAAUCACAGUGGAAUUUUGUUCUCUACAAGAAAGCAUCCAAAAACGAAGGAUUUAAUGCCAGAAGAUUUCUGGAUUAAGGCACCUAAGAAAGGGAUAGUGGUUUUUGCUCUGCCCGGGCAGCCUGGUCUCACAGAAUUGGCGGGUGACUUCAAAAUCCAAUUUCAUGACCGUCAAGGAGAUUUCUACUGUUGGUUAAAUACAACAAUGAUAGAGAACAGAACAAUACUGGACACCUCAGAUCUUGACGGUUUUGACAAGAUAACUGCGCCUUAUCCUGGAUUCAAGGUUGAACUGGUAAUGGUAGACUAUGACGGUAUACCACAAUCAAAUUCUAAUACUAAUUCUGUCAACAAAGAAACUCAGGGUAACUCCAGUUACACAAAGGAUGGAGUCACAGCCCGUUCAAAACAUAGCAAAGUUUCUGGAAAUGAAGACAAUGAUGACGUAUUCUCAGACAGCGAUGGGGAGGAAUCAGGGGCUUCAAGGAGUCGGCAGACUCAAGCUGCUGCUGGAGUUGGACCUGCAGUCUCCAGUCAUCUAACUAACCCUGCAGCUGAGCAAAUAGGGAUGUCCACGCAUGGAACUCAUCAACCAUCAGUCAAAAAUCAAGAGCCAGCGUUGAGCAAUGCUUCCAAAGACGUAAGCAUUAAUGGAGCAGGCAAGCCUUCCUCAGGACUUGAGAUCCCCAAUCUGGACUCCAUGGGAGCAAGUGACAUCAAAGCGAUUGCUGCUGAUGCAUCAGUCUUCAGUUUUGGGGAUGAAGAAGAAGAUUAUGAAAGCGAAUGAAGUCACGAAGCAUUGUUGAGAGUGUUGCAUAAAGGGUUCAUUUUCCAUUGGGCAGCUCGCAAAAUUGGAACAUAAAAUUCCCACCCCACUCCACUGCCAAAUAAAAUAAGCCUUUCAAGCUGUUUCACCGUUCAGGCACAUAGGCCGUAAUUACUUGGAAAUCUAGAUCAGGC